AUGUCAUCUCAUCUCCUAGCCUCUGCAACCGCUACUACAUUCGACAAGUAUCUUCUGAGGAAGUACUCUCUCAUGCUCUAUCGUUCUCUUUUAAAAAAGAGUGUGGAUUUCCAUCUCAAGAAUGAGCCUUCUCCAUCCAGAAGUUACCGAGUGAGUUAUUUAAUUCCUGGUGAAGAAUUUAGACAAUAUUUAACUGGAGAAAUUCGGAAACAAUUUAAACAGGCUCAACGAUUAUAUAACGAAGAAAAGAAGACUCCCGAAUGGUUUGAACAGCAACUAAAGGAUGGAUUUAUUUAUUUGAAGGGUUUAGAGAGAGCCUUUGAUGAAGGAUUCAACAUGUCUCAUAAUAAGCGAAAGGCUAUCCGAUUGAGUCCACUUCUUCAUAUUCUCAAGUUAGCAUGUGGAGAGCAUGGAAAUUAUCAUUAUCAUCAAAAAUUGAAAGAGGUGUUCUUAUUGGCUACAUUAAUGACUCAUCAAAAAGUCGAGUCGUCGUCUAUGACCAAACCUACUUUUAAUCCAAAAACAACAGAAAAAGGGGUGAAGCAAAAAGUGACUCAAUAA
This is a messenger RNA of Naegleria lovaniensis, 561 nucleotides long. RefSeq lists its product as uncharacterized. NCBI's taxonomy places the organism in Eukaryota, Heterolobosea, Eutetramitea, Acrasida, Naegleriidae. The coding region runs from base 1 to 561 and encodes 186 amino acids. The record is from RefSeq and is a predicted model, not a curated record. The transcript has a single exon.